AAUAAUAAGAAAGAUGAAUUAUUUAACUCCAAAAUAAUAAAAAUGGAGAUAAAUAGGUCCUUGUAUAACUGAUUUCACAUAUGAAAACAAUAUAGAUUGGCCUGUAACAUCAUGUAAAUGGGGACCGAUUGUAUAAGAAACAAAAGAAUAUAUUAGACAAAAAGUAUAUUUUGCAAUCAAAACAGAUGGAAUAUAUGAUGAAGUGACAAACAUUUGGAAAUAGACUCCAUGUCAAUUAAUAGUAGCUACUGUAGGUAAUAAAGAAAUAAUAAUUUAGAUAUUCCUUAAGUGAAAUAUUAGAUUAAUCAUUAAGUCACUUUCGUAUAUUAGUAAUUACAAUUUUAUAAGAAUCCACAUUUAAAGAUACGAUAAAUGAUUGUACAUCCUGGAGAUGUUAAUAUUAUAAAAUGUAAUACUACUUAGAAAUUGAUUGCUACUAAAAGUGAUAAUAGUAAUGUAUUGGUAUGGGAUGUUACAAAACAUAAGACUUAAUAGAAUCCGAAAGAUCCACAUGCAGGUAUUCCUGAAAUAUAUUUAAUGGGACAUUCUUAAUAAGGUCAUUCAACAGCUUUAGAUUGGUCAUAAGAAUAUAAAUUAGGUAGUGGUGGGAAAGAUUGUAAAAUAUUAUUAUGGGAUAUAAAUGAUUAUUAAACUAGAUUAUCAACUAGUUCUAUUUUUACUAGUAAAAGAGAACUAAGUAAUAUAUGUGGCAAUGAUUCAAUCAAAUUAGAUAAAAGAACUGUAUUGACUGGACAUCAAGCUGAAGUUGUAGACAUGUCAUUUAAUAAAUUUUAAACAGAUCAAUUGAUAUCAUGUUGUUAAAAUAGAUAAAUUAUUUGUUGGGAUUAAAGAAUUGAUGGAGGAAAAUGUUGGAAUCUAAAUGAUGUACAUAAAAAAGAUAUUCAUUGUGUAAGUUGGAGUUAACAUGAUGAAAAUUAUAUUGCAAGUGGUUCAUUAGAUGGAAGUGUACAUAUUAUUGAUAUACGAAAACCUAUUGGAAUUUAAGAUUACGUUAAAGAAGUGGAUAAUCUUUCAUAAGUUUAUUCACUGUAAUUUGGACCUGAUAGAAAUCAUUUGACUAUUGGAAGUGAAGAAUUGUAUUCUGUUAACUUUUAAACCAAAGAAACUACCUUCUGUUAUUUUGGUCAUAAGUAUUUUUCAUAUUUUUAUCAUUAUCAAGAGGUAGUAUCAAUGAUUUUGAUAUUAAUGAUAAAAGUCCAUGGACUUAUGUAAGCACAUGCCAAGAACAUGAAUAUUUUGGAGGAGGAUGUUUACAUAUCUAUCGCCUAUUAGAUUUAGUAUAUUUAAAUGAAGAAGAAGCAUUCUAAUAAUUAAAUAAUUGA
Molecule: messenger RNA, 1343 nt
Organism: Paramecium sonneborni
Lineage: Eukaryota; Ciliophora; Oligohymenophorea; Peniculida; Parameciidae
Source: the annotation of a GenBank genome assembly